GAGCGGUGGCUUCAUGUCCGGAGCAUCUACGGCCAGCGCCCAUGCACAGGCUGCUGAACCAAAGAAGCGGGUGGUGGAUGUGGCGCCGAUCCCAGGCUAUGACCCGUCGUCGGUUGCUGGCUGGCGCCUGGAUCCUGUGGAGGAGCCAGGAGGAUCUCCCUCGGACAGUGCCUCCCGGCCAACCGCCGCUGAAGCUGCAAAAGCCUUGCAAGCGCCCGCACCUCUGCUGGAUGCUGUUUUCCCGCAUGAGCCGAACGCCAAAGCUUUCCUCAGAGAGCGCGAGGACACCACAGCCCCGCACGGUCGAGCACAUGCGUCUGUGCAGACUUUGCCAGAGGAUGUCCAGGUCCACGAAACCAGCAACCAACGCUUUGCGCGUGAAGCAGUGGCCAGGAUCGGCCUCGUUCCUCUGACCAUUUGCGAUGCGGCUGCGUGCCCGGAAUUCAGACUACAACGGAUGUUG
Messenger RNA from Symbiodinium pilosum, 463 nucleotides. The record is from the annotation of a GenBank genome assembly. Lineage: Eukaryota; Dinophyceae; Suessiales; Symbiodiniaceae.